AUGGAGCAUCGAAAGCAAAUUGCAACAGCACUAGGUACGUUGCUACUGUUGCUCAGUAGGGCACUUGGCGAAAAUGCCACCUCCAUCGUACCACCGACUGUGCAAAGUUUACCGGAUACGGUCCAUACAACGGCGGGUCUAAUACAUACGACCCAGCAGCACCAGUAUCAGCUGUACACAACCUCGACCGUUCAGUUGAACACGCUUCCUACGGAGCAAACGGGCUCCUACACCAUUGCUCAACCGAGUGCGACCGUUGGAGGGUUCUACACCACACCAGCUAGCGAUAUAAUACCUGCACAACCGUCGCCUGUUUCGCCGCUGUACAUAUCAAACACGUCUGUUUCCUUCGCCUCGACAACCCAAUCAUCGGCUCGUCAAGAUCUAAUCGACAGUCUGCCCGUGGACGUUACGCAGAUCGAGGAAAAACAGCUUGGACCUGGAGGACCCAACCAGGUUGAAAGUGUUGGCAUACAGCGGGCCCUCUGCUGGUUGAGGGAGAAACGAUUGCCCGAUUAUAGCUGGGGCAACGAUACGCACAUGGUGAUUCUGGCCAAGGAGCUGUCCGGUGCUCGCGAUCCAUCGGAAAACGAUAAUCCUAUACAGGCGGUAUCGGAUCUGGAGAACUUGCUGUCCAUCAAACAGAUGGACAUUGAGGUGUUGACGAUGCUUGAUCGGCACCACGCCACGACUAUGAUGAAGCUACCUCACACGGACCACAUUGCGAAGUACAUCUUGGCUAUGGGCGGGCUCUGUAAGGAUGCGCGCCACUUCUACGGACACGAUUUGGUGGCCGCUCUGGAACAUCACGAGCAUGAUCAGGGUCAGGAGUAUGAGUUCGCUUUGACCGCCCUUGCCAUAUGCAGCUCGGCAACACAUGUGCGAAAGCGCCAGAUACGUCGCCUGUUGGAUAUAGCUAGCGGUGAGGUUAACGACGUCGAUACGAUCGCCAUGGUGUUGUUGGCAUUACGAUGCAUCGUUACCGAUCAUCGCCAUCGCCAUUUGCAGCACUUCGUCCGCCGUCCAGCUCGUGGGUUGGCUAGCUUGCAAGGGCCACAGGGAAGCUUUGGUUCACUUCGAAGCACGGCGCUAGCUAUGCAGGCCCUGCAGGAUUUGGAACCAGAUCCGGCCGGCAAAUGGAAUCGUACUGCCGCGUCCGAGUGGCUGUUGGCUAAGCAACGGACCGACGGAGGCUGGACGGAGGAACCGUUGCAGGAUGGACAGGAUCCUAGCAUCGGCAUUGGACUAACGGCCGAUAUUGUUCUUGCCCUCGGUUGGCGAGGGUUGGGUGCAGUGCGGGCGCUACAAUGUGAUCAUGUGAUGCGUGAAUCGAACGAACCAUCCGAAAAUGGAGAACCCAAGCUGGCAGCGCCGGUUGGUCUCGGCAUAUCGCCCGUAGAAGAAAUGGAACCAAGAAAUGUUUCAUACACCUACACCCUAUGGGUGGGUACGAAUGAAACGGAAGAGUAUUUCCUCGAUUUGACUUCACCGAAAAAUACCACCUUUUUCCGUGCCAUGAAACAAGCGGCAGAAAUAGAUCCAAGAUUUUCGUUUGAAGCACGCGAAUGGCCCAACGGACACUAUGUGCACACUCUGGCUGGAAUGAAGGAAGAACCAAAAAGUUAUCACUAUUGGCUGCUUUAUCGCUUACCCGAACGGCCGGAUACGAAAAAUCCUCCAGGAAAUCAGUUAAUAGCUCCACUAGGUGUUGAUGAGCUGUUAGUGGAAGAUGGAGAACAUUAUCUGUAUUGGUACAAGAAGCUAUAA
This is a messenger RNA of Anopheles marshallii, 1767 nucleotides long. RefSeq lists its product as uncharacterized. NCBI's taxonomy places the organism in Eukaryota, Metazoa, Arthropoda, Insecta, Diptera, Culicidae. The record is from RefSeq and is a predicted model, not a curated record. The transcript has 6 exons. The coding region runs from base 1 to 1767 and encodes 588 amino acids. Gene Ontology annotation, molecular function: cobalamin binding. Gene Ontology annotation, biological process: cobalamin transport.